GCCAACCUCAACGAAACCACACAACAACUCCGAAUUGGGAAGAGAGGAAGUUGUAAAAGUGAAGUUUAGAGAAGAGAAACUGUCAAGAUGGCGUCUUCUAUGACUUUGAGGGUUACCACGCCCGCGGGCAAAAAGCCAAUCCGCAAGCUACCCUCCAACAUUGAAAUCGGCGCUGGCACGACCGUCGAGGAGGCAAAGAGGAUCAUUGCGCGCCACACUGGGAUGCGCGAUUACCACCGCAUCGCCAUCGUGGACACGACCACCAAGAGCAUCAUCAAGGACCGUCUGAGCAUCCUGGCGCAGAACCCCGGCGUGCAAGCUACCGGCGACAUCGCCGUCAAGGACCUUGGCCCCCAAGUCUCCUGGCGCACCGUCUACGUCGUCGAAUACGCCGGCCCCAUCUUCCUCUCCCUCCUCCUCGCCUACCCCCUGCGCGCCUACAUCUACCCCUCUGCCCUCUUCGGCCCGCCCACCCCCUUCUCAACCAUCCAGACCAUCUCCCUCGCCCUCAUCGUCCUGCACUUCAUCAAGCGCGAGCUCGAGACCGUCUUCCUCCACCGCUUCUCCGCCGCCACCAUGCCAGCAUCCUACAUCCUCAGGAACUUGGCGUACUACUGGCUCUCCAUGCUCAAUAUCGCGUACUGGGUCUUUGCCCCCAACGCCGCUGCUGCAUCGCCCCUGAAGGAGGGGAGGGAUACGUACAUCCUCGCUGCUGGUCUGGCGGUAUACCUCUUCGGCGAGCUCGCCAACUUCAACACCCACGUCAUCCUGGCAAACCUGCGCCCCAAAGGCACCACCAAGCGCGGGAUCCCCAAGGGCUUCGGUUUCGGCAUCGUCGCGUGCCCGAACUACUUGUUUGAGCUCGUCUCGUGGAUCGGUGUGCUCCUUGUGACGCGCAGCUUUGCGACGGGUGGGUUCUGUGUCGUGGCGUGGUUGUGGAUGCAGAGGUGGGCGGUGGGGAGGGAGAAGAGGUAUAGGAAGGAGUUUGGGGCGGCGUAUAAGCCGCAUUUGUAUCCGAUGACGCCGGGGUGGGCGUUGUCGAUUAGAAAGGCGAAGGAGUGAGUGUGAAGCGAAUGGUGGGGUGGUGUGUAUUAGUAGUGGAGGUUGGGUGGUUAAAAUGAACGGAAUGGGACGGGGAAGUGGUUGGGGAGAGGAAGUGUGUGUGGGUUGGUAUAUGGAUGAGAACGUAAUGAGGGGAUGAGUUAGAUGGGCUAGGCUCUAGAUUGCAUGGGCAUUGCAUGGGCAUUGCAGGUUUAUGGGAAGGGAUAUAGCUUCAGGCACAUGGCAACAAAAUCAUUGCAUUGUUUUUGCUUAGAGUAGCGCAGAAUCGAGUCUCGAUUGAAAUACAGACUUUUCUAUUUGUGACCUACAGUCUCACUCCGCUGAACACCACAUAAAAGGCUGACAAAGCUAUAGAUUCAGUACUCUACUUUUGACGCCGAACUACUGACUGUUAUAAUCAGUUACCCCCCGCAGCAACAACCGCCAUAACCUUAUCCAGCACCGCAAACCCCUCCUCAAUCUCCUCCUCCGAAAUCGUCAACGGCGGCACAAACCUCAACGUAUUCGUCCCCGCCGUAAUAACCAACAACCCCCUCUCCCUCGCCGCCGCCACAAUCGGCGUCGGAUCGCGAUCAAGCUGCAAUCCCAGCAGCAGCCCCUUCCCCCUAAUCUCCCCCACAAGCUUAGGGUACUUCUCCUGUAGCUUCUUCAUCCGCCCCACAAACAAGGCAGACUUCGCAGAAACUGCCGACUGAAGCUCAGGCUGCGAGAGCCUAGACACAAUAUGAUGCGCCAACCUCGACGCGAGCGGAUUGCCCCCAAACGUCGUCCCAUGAUCCCCCACCGCGAUCUUCUCCGCC
This is a messenger RNA of Pseudogymnoascus destructans, 1862 nucleotides long. RefSeq names its product 3-oxo-5a-steroid 4- dehydrogenase (gene TSC13). Gene Ontology annotation, molecular function: oxidoreductase activity, acting on the CH-CH group of donors. The transcript has 3 exons. Gene Ontology annotation, biological process: very long-chain fatty acid biosynthetic process. The record is from RefSeq and is a predicted model, not a curated record. Bases 88 to 1062 code for a protein of 324 amino acids. NCBI's taxonomy places the organism in Eukaryota, Fungi, Ascomycota, Leotiomycetes, Thelebolales, Thelebolaceae.